AUGUGCUCUUCUAAAGCUUCAACAAAACCUUCGGUAAGCUUGAUUUUGCUGCAUUUUGCGAAAAACCUCCAUCCACCAAACCAAGAGCAUCCGAAAUCUUCAUACGCCGGUGUCCACGAUAAAUCCCAUCCAAAAGCUCCCACUCCAAAACAUCCAUCUGUCAUGACAGUCCCCUCAAAGUCUACAGACACCGUUGCCACUUGUCAUGAGCUGGAACCCUUGAAAAGUCAGAAAACAGAACCGAAAACGGUAGAAAUCAAUGAUAAAAGUGAUGACACAAUUGAGAACAUUCCAUCAGUGAAAACGAAAGAAGGCGUCAGUUAUGAAAGUGAUGGUCAAACAGAAAAGUCGCCGGCUGAAAAGAAAAAAGAUGAUAUUGCAAUGAAGUUGUUGGAAGAUAAAAAGAUAAACAGCCAAAUUUGUCUGUGCAGCGCCGGUAACGGCUUCAUGGAAAAAGGCCCAAAGAAAGAGAAUAUGGUGGUCGAAAUCGCUGUUAGGGUGUGUAUUAAGAAGACUGGAGCAAUUGGAAGAGUAAGGAAGACUACAAAUGUUUUCAAAAGACAACAACUAAAGAAGCAACCCAGAGUAGCCUUCGAAAACGAUGAGAACAAUGCGGAUACUGGAAGAAACGGAGAAAACAUUGUUGUUCAAAUUGUGGACCAGGAGGAGAUGAUGAGGGACCAAAUGGCUAUUCUGGGGCCAGAACGACCAACGGGAAAUAAAUUUUUUUAA
Messenger RNA from Caenorhabditis remanei, 732 nucleotides. RefSeq lists its product as uncharacterized. NCBI's taxonomy places the organism in Eukaryota, Metazoa, Nematoda, Chromadorea, Rhabditida, Rhabditidae. The record is from RefSeq and is a predicted model, not a curated record. The transcript is spliced from 3 exons. Bases 1 to 732 code for a protein of 243 amino acids.